Eublepharis macularius is the source of this 2021-nucleotide messenger RNA. Its product is annotated as gastrula zinc finger protein XlCGF26.1-like. Gene Ontology annotation, biological process: negative regulation of transcription by RNA polymerase II; regulation of cytokine production; regulation of immune system process. Bases 140 to 1663 code for a protein of 507 amino acids. NCBI's taxonomy places the organism in Eukaryota, Metazoa, Chordata, Lepidosauria, Squamata, Eublepharidae. The record is from RefSeq and is a predicted model, not a curated record. The transcript has 4 exons.
GCUUCUCCUCGCCGCAGCCGUUCCCCCUCCUGCCUUCUCCGCGGAGCCUCCUCUUCGCCCAGCCGCCGGGGAGGCGCUCUGGCCCGCGCGGCCUUUGCGGGGCUCUGCCCGGGGGUGGCCCGGCCCGGCCGGGCCCGCGAUGAGGAAGAGGGCGGCCAGGCAGGCCCGACGGGCCCCGGCGAAGGUUGCUUUGACAUUUGCUGAUGUCACCGUCCGCUUCUCCCGAGAAGAAUGGGGAAUGUUGUCUGCAUCUCAGAAGGAAGUGUACCGGGAUGUGACAGCUGACAAUUAUGCCAGUCUGGUGUUUCUAGGCCUGAUGACUGCGAAACCGCUGCUCCUUUCCAGGCUUGAACAAGGGCAGGAAUGGUAUGACGAGGAGCCAACGGAGACCCCCUGGUUCCCCUGCGUGGGUGAGAAGCAGCUGAAUGCUAGGAAAGGAAGUAGACCUUAUCCCACUCCAAGGCCUCAAGAGACUGCCUCUGAAAUACUAAAAAAGAGCAAUCGAUGCCCACGGAGGAGCAGCUCUCCUCGGCUCAGAGGCCCUUCCACACCGAGUGAGUGUCCACUUAAGCAUAAGAGAGGCUACAAGUGUAAUUAUUGUGGGAAAACCAUUGGCAGCCGGAGAAACUUGUUUACACACAAGAAAAUCCACACUGGAGAGAAACCAUACACCUGUCCGACUUGUGGGAGGAGGUUCAAUCGCAGCGAACACUUAAUAGUGCACGAGAGAACCCACACGGGAGAGAAGCCCUUUCAGUGCAAGGACUGUGGGAAACAGUUCAGCCAGAAGGCAAACCUCCGCAGGCAUGUCAUGAUCCACUCGGGUGAAAAGCCCUUCAAAUGCUCCGAGUGUGGGAGGAGGUUCAUGGAGAAGGUGUACCUCACUCGGCAUGAGAAACUUCACACGGGGGAUAAACCAUAUCAAUGCAAUGAAUGCGGGAAAAGUUUCAUUAUAAAGAAAGUCCUGCGGCUCCACCAGAAGAGCCAUUUGGGGCCUUACCCAUGUGCUGAGUGUGGAAAAAAAUUCAGGACGCAGGUGGCCCUGAAGUAUCACCGGAGCACUCACUCUGGAGAGAAGCCAUUUGUGUGUGCGGAAUGUGGGAAAUGCCACACCACGAAAGCCCAGCUGAUGUACCACCAGCGAUCCCACCUGGAAGACCCUCUCUACCAGUGUAGCUACUGCGACAAAACCUUUAAGCAGAAGACCCUCCUCAGGUCCCACCAGAGCAUCCACAGUGGCGAGCGGCCUCACAAAUGUACCGAAUGCGAGAGCAGCUUCCGCCGCAAGAGCGCACUUACGAAGCACCUGAGAACUCACACUGGAGAGAGACCCUUCGCCUGCCCCGAGUGCGAGAAACGGUUCACCACCAAGGACAGUCUCCAGAGCCACCAGCAGAUCCACACUGGGGAGAAGCCCUUCAAGUGCAGCUACUGCGAGAAGAGCUUCCGGCAGAACAGGAUGUGUCAGAAGCAUGAGCAAGUCCACACCGCAGAGCGGCCGCAGUGCAGUCAGUGUGGGAAGAGGCUGCGCACGCAGCGGGAACUGACAACCCACCUGAGAGUCCACACAGGGGAGAAGCCCUUUCAGUGCCCCCACUGUGACAAGGGGUACCACCGGAAAAACGAUCUGGUGAAGCACAUGAAGAACCCAUGCAAGGAGUGAACUGCCCCCAUGGCUGGGGCAUGUCCAGCUGUGGCAUGAGAGGUCUUGGUAAUGUGCUUUGAGCAUGUGUUGUCACAAGUAAAAGAUCUUAAAGAGAUGUCAGUAUAGACAGCACAUGCCAUUUAGUAUGAGAAGCUGGCAUUUUGAUGAGGAAAUCUCACACAGGAUGUAUGUCUGUGUCUCUAUGGAAAUUUCAAUGAAUUUCAUAGUAGACUAAGCUUGAGUUGAUUUUAAAUGGUCUUAAGAAAUGUUGAGUUUUACUUUUAAUUGCAUGCAUAUGUUUAAUGCUUAUUGGAUUCAUUUAUAUAUGAUAAUCUUGCUCAAUUAAAUAGAUCAAAGUUUAUUUCCAUAAUGAAUA